AAGAAUGGCGGACGAUUCCAUUCACAAAACGGCCUUCCGAACUCGGUACGGAUUGUACGAGUAUCUGGUGAUGCUGUUCGAACUCACCAACGCACCUGCAACGUUCCAAGCAGAGAUGAAUCACAUCCUACGCCCACUCUUGGACGAAUGCGUGGUGGUGUACCUCGUCUACUCGCGCGACAUGCAACAACACGUCGAACACUUACGACGCGUCUUCGAGAUUCUUCGACGAGAACGCUUCUACGUCAAACUAUCCAAGAGCGACUUCGCCCUCAAGAAAGUCCAAUUUCUUGGACAUAUCGUAAGCGCUCAAGGAGUUCACGUCAACCCCAAGAAAAUCGAAGCCGUACGUACGUGGAAGACACCCGAGAAUGUGAAAGAGUUACAGCAGUUCCUUGGCUUCGCUAACUACUACAACAGGUUCGUGCCGCAAUACGCGAAAAUCACCGCGCCACUCACGAAUCUGCUAAAAAAGAACACGCCCUGUAAAUGGGAGCCGAAGCACCAGGAAGCCGUGGAGCAGCUGAAGCAAGCACUCACGUCCGCACCCGUACUCAUCUUGCCAAACCCCGAACGCGACUACGUUAUCAAAGCUGACGCCAUCGACCAGGUAGUGGGAGCAGUCUUGAUGCAAGACCAGGGGAAUGGACUGCAACCAAUCGCCUAUCUCAGCAAGAAACUAUACGGGGCAGAACUCAACUAUCCGAUACAUGACAAGGAGGCCCUGGCUAUCAUCAUCGCCUUCAAAACGUGGAGAUGCAAUCUCGAAGGACGCAAGACGACAGUAGACACCGACCAUUGCAGCCUAAAAUAUUUGAAGACGCAACCAAGCCUCUCCAGGCGACAGGUUUGGUGGAUCGAGUUCCUUGAGACGCACUUCCACUACCACAUCGUGUACAAGCCUGGCCAUAAAAACACGUUGCCGAUGCGCUUAGCCGGCCUGCACACGUUGCCGCUAUCCAAGUUGAAGGGAUGAAUCCACUCCUCAAGGGACUCUUCACACAC
Molecule: messenger RNA, 1005 nt
Organism: Closterium sp. NIES-67
Lineage: Eukaryota; Viridiplantae; Streptophyta; Zygnematophyceae; Desmidiales; Closteriaceae
Source: the annotation of a GenBank genome assembly